This is a messenger RNA of Panicum virgatum (switchgrass), 1116 nucleotides long. RefSeq names its product protein SODIUM POTASSIUM ROOT DEFECTIVE 2-like. Gene Ontology annotation, molecular function: metal ion binding. The transcript has 3 exons. Lineage: Eukaryota; Viridiplantae; Streptophyta; Magnoliopsida; Poales; Poaceae. The coding region runs from base 449 to 898 and encodes 149 amino acids. The record is from RefSeq and is a predicted model, not a curated record.
CUCGCCAUCUUGUCUGCUCGGGUCCUCAAGCCCGGUGCCCCGGUUCGUCGCGCAUGUAUGACUCUGUCCUGCACCCAGACCGAAGCUGAAGUUUUAAUUCUUCAGGUUUUUGGGUAACACACCACACCACUUCAGAAGUUCAGAGUUCAACCCUCCUCUCUGCUUAUAUAUACGUGCUGCUCCAUCUCUCUCUGCCCCCAAAGCUCGCCAUUUUGAAGCAGCGCUUUGGUAGGCCUGCCUGCUCAGCUCUCCUGCUUGUCUCUCUCUACCCACGCAAAGCUACCACCAGCUGCGCAUCGCCAGUAGUAGAUCCCGGCCAAUAUCUGACGAGAGGGAAACGCCGGUGGGCUUUUGGAAAGGGUGUCCCUGCUCUCUGCAGCCUUGCUGGUGUUUGUGUAGCUGCAUCAGAAGCUUCAGUGGGCAGAGAGGAAGGAAGGGGAGGAGAGAGAUGGGGAGGAAGCUGGGCCUCGACAGGGUCCUGGACUGCUUCUCGCUUUCGCUGUGCGCCAAUGGCUGCGCCUGCGUGCACUCGGUGGAGAAGGACGAGGACGAGGCCGACGAGCGCAAGGCCCUGGUGAGCAGCCAGCUGGAGGAGCUGGUCAAGCUCAGGGACUUCGUCGACGGAGCGGCCAAGACCCUUGCUUUCCAUCUAGAGCCCAAGACAGUGGAGCUCAAGGUGUCCAUGCACUGCUACGGAUGCGCCAAGAAAGUCCAGAAGCACAUCUCCAAGAUGGACGGCGUGACGUCGUUCGAGGUGGAUUUGGAGAGGAAGAAGGUGGUGGUGAUCGGGGAUGUCACGCCGUACGAGGUGCUGGAGAGCGUCUCCAAGGUGAUGAAGUUCGCGGAGCUGUGGGUGGCGCCCAACCCCAAGCCGCAGGCCGCGGAGGAGAGGCAGUAGACGUUGCUAGGUGCUUUGGUCGGCGUCGAUCUCUCAUGCGUCCACGGUCUCGGCCUCGUCUCCAGUUCUCCACCUACCAUGCGUAGCAAGCAGAAAGAACACGACCGCUAUGACAGACCCGUCGAGUUGAAACGCUUAAUUAAACGUAACUGCUAUCAUUUGAACUUAUCAGAUGUAUUAGUUUAAUUAAGUAUAAUUUGACAGGCUGUUUCCAACCC